This is a messenger RNA of Striga asiatica, 684 nucleotides long. NCBI's taxonomy places the organism in Eukaryota, Viridiplantae, Streptophyta, Magnoliopsida, Lamiales, Orobanchaceae. The record is from the annotation of a GenBank genome assembly.
AUGGUUCUAGACUGGCCUUCAAGGUAUAAAAUAGCAGUUGGAGCUGCAAGAGGGAUAUCAUACCUCCAUCAUGAUUGCAUUCCUCACAUAAUCCACAGAGAUAUUAAGUCGAGCAACAUAUUGUUGGAUCACAAUUUGGACGCUCGAGUAUCUGACUUUGUGCUGGCUACUUUGAUGGAACCGGAUAAAACUCACGUAUCAACAUUAGUUGCUGGCACUUUUGGAUAUUUGGCUCCUGAAUAUUUUGACACAGGAAAAGCUACAGCGAAAGGAGAUGUCUACAGCUAUGGUGUUGUGUUAUUGGAGCUUCUAACUGGUAAAAAGCCUACAGAUGAAGCAUUUGUUGAGGAGGGAACUAAGCUAGUGACCUGGGUGAAAUCGGUAGUCCAGGAAAAGAGAGAAGAGUAUGUACUCGACUGCAGUUUGAUGGAUUGUCCAGCACACGAGGUCAAUCAUGCAUUUAGUAUAGCAAUGAUGUGCCUUGAAUCAGAACUAUCUACAAGACCUACCAUGGCAGAAGUUCUGAAGAUUGCAGCUGCCAAUCCACUAGAAGCUGAAACUUUCAGUGUUGGGGAAACUGAGUUACUGCCGAGAAAAACAUCAAACAGAGCAGAUGUAACAUUCGGUGACUCAAUCCUAGCAUCAAUGGUAGAUGGAGUCUCAUCAGGUGAUAUACUAACCUGA